CUCAAUAUCAAACGGUCUCAAACUUUGAAUUUAAAUUCAUCUAGACCGUUCAAACCAAUCAUUCUCCACGGUUAGAUCACAUAUUCUUCUCUCUCAUCUACUUCUUUCUUCUUCAUCAUUCCAUAAUUCAAACUUCAACUUUCAUUUCCCUCUUUGUUCAUCUCACUUUAACCCUAAAAACUUCACUCAACUCAAUUUCUACAUUUUCUUCAUCAAAAUCGUUCAAUUACAUCAAAAUGCCUUUCUUAUCCGAGGCCGCAAGUGCAUUCAAGACUAGGUUCGGGUUCCAUAAUCAUCCAUCGGAACAACUUUCGCUGACUCAGAACACUCCAGAUCUUUUCAAAUCAGCGGUUAAAGAUAAUCUCGUUCAAAACUCUGUCGUUCGUACUAUUACCGAUUGGGACGAUGAUUGCGCUGUUGGACAAAGUAGCGCCGCGGUUUCAUCGAUUCAAAGCUUCGAAUUGUGCGAAGAUCCUUCUUUCUGGAAAGAUCAUAACGUGCAGGUUAUAAUUAGAAUGCGUCCGCUUAGCAAUAACGAGAUAUCCGUUCAAGGUAACAACAAGUGUGUUAGACAAGAGAGUUGUCAGACCAUUUCUUGGACUGGACCUCCGGAGGCACGGUUUACUUUUGAUCUGGUUGCAGAUGAGAACGUUAGCCAGGAGAACCUCUUUAAAGUAGCUGGUGUACCAAUGGUAGAUAACUGCAUGGAAGGCUAUAACAGCUGCAUGUUUGCUUAUGGUCAAACGGGAAGUGGGAAGACGCACACCAUGCUUGGUGACAUUGAAGGGGGAACUAGAAGACACAGUGUCAACUGUGGGAUGACACCAAGAAUAUUUGAGCACUUGUUUUCAAGAAUUCAGAAGGAAAAAGAGGUGCGUAGAGACGAGAAGUUAAAAUUCACAUGCAAAUGUUCUUUCUUGGAGAUAUACAAUGAACAGAUCCUUGAUCUGUUGGAUCCUUCAUCUAGCAAUCUGCAGAUAAGAGAAGACAGUAAGAAAGGUGUUUAUGUGGAAAAUCUCAAGGAAAUGGAAGUUACUAAUGCUAGAGAUGUUAUUCAAUUACUUGUUCAGGGUGCUGCAAACAGAAAGGUGGCUGCUACUAAUAUGAAUCGUGCUAGCAGCCGUUCUCAUAGUGUAUUUACUUGCAUCAUUGAGAGUCAAUGGGAUUCUCAAGGAGUUACUCACUUUCGAUUUGCUCGACUCAAUCUUGUUGAUUUGGCUGGUUCUGAGAGGCAGAAAAGCUCUGGUGCUGAGGGAGAACGCCUUAAGGAAGCUACUAAUAUCAACAAGUCUCUUUCAACGUUGGGGCUUGUGAUUAUGAACCUGGUAGGUAUAUCUAAUGGGAAGUCACACCAUGUUCCUUACCGUGACUCAAAGCUAACAUUUUUACUUCAGGAUUCUCUCGGAGGGAAUUCAAAAACUAUCAUAAUUGCAAAUAUAAGUCCCUCCAUUUGUUGUUCGCUUGAGACAUUAAGCACGCUGAAGUUCGCACAACGUGCUAAGUUUAUUAGGAACAAUGCCAUUGUAAAUGAGGAUGCAUCGGGAGAUGUCAUUGCAAUGAGACUUCAAAUUCAACAACUCAAGAAAGAAGUGUCCCGUUUGCGAUCUCUAGGUGGUGGAGGAGAAAUUCAGGAUAAUGGCACUUCAGUAAUUAGCUUUCCAGGUUCGCCAGUAUCAUCCUUCAAGUGGGAGAGUGCUCAAGGAUCAUUCAGUCCAUUAACUUCUGCUAAAAGGGUAUCUCAGAAUAAAGAUUAUGAAAUUGCCCUUGUUGGGGCCUUUAGAAGGGAAAAAGACAAAGAAAUAGCAUUGCAAGCACUGAGAGAAGAAAAUGAAGCGGCCAAGAAGCUGGUCAAACAAAGGGAAGAUGAGAUACAAGGUCUAAAGAUGAGGCUCAAAUUCCGAGAAGCUGAAAGAAGAAGGUUAGAAGCAGUUGCCUCUGGGAAGAUCUCAGCUGAGACACACUUGCUGCUUGAAAAAGAGGAACAUUUGAAGGAAAUUGAGGUCCUGCAGGCCAAGGUGGACCGAAGUCAAGAUGUAACUAGGUUUGCUUUGGAAAAUUUGCAGCUCUCAGAAGAAAUAAAAAGGUUGAAGUCAUUUUAUGAGGAAGGUGAACGGGAAAUAAUGAAUGGACAAAUCAUGGUACUCCAAAACAAGUUGUUAGAAGCAUUGGAUUGGAAAUUAAUGCACGAACCCGAUAUGAAAACAAAUGCUGACUCAAUGAUGGAGGACUUAAAUAGAGAUUGUGAUCUUAUUUCAAAACAGGAGCCUAGUCCAAAGUCACGUUGGCAGUCUUCUCUUCGAGAGGAAAAUGAGUUUCUUCGCAUCCAGGCUAUACAAAACCAUGCAGAAAUGGACACAAUUCUGAAGAAGUUAGAGGUUUGCCUUGAAGAGAAAGAAAAAUUGGAAAGGCAAGUUGAUGAUUUGAAAGCAAAAUUUGAACAAGAGAAAUCUCAACUAAGUGAAACAACAACUGAAGGAAGGGAGCAAAUUGACCCUCCAUCAAUUAACAUCAAUGGCCAAAUGGAAUUGAAGACAAUGGUUGAUGCUAUUGCUGCAGCUAGCCAUAGAGAAGCAGAGGCUCAUGAGACAGCAAUUAUCUUGUCAAGGGAGAUUGAAGAGCUAAAGGUGAAGCUUAGAGCCAUGAUUGAGGACAAUAGUAAAUUACUUGAGUUGUACGAACAGGCUGCUGCUGAAAAUAACAGAAAUAUUACUAAAUGGGAAAAUUCUCAAGAAAUUGUUUCAAAAGCUGCCUUGAAAAGAGAAGAGGAGGCUGCUUUGAAAAGAGUGAUUGAGGAUCUCCAACAUCAGCUCACGGAAAUCAAUGAAGAAAAAAGAGAAGAGGAGGCUGCUUUGAAAAGAGUGAUUGAGGAUUUCCAACAUCAGCUCACGGAAAUCAACGAAGAAAAUGAAAAAUUGAUGAGUUUGUAUGAAAGAGCCAUGCAGGAGAAGGACGAUCUUAAAAGAACUCUUUCAUGUUCUGGACAUGAAAGAGUUGAAACCCAAGGAGAAGAAUUGGACCGUGUGGAAAAGCUUGUUGAGGUUGACGAGGUGGAAAGAGACUCAAUAGUGGGGACUGCUUCAGAGAAAGUGCAGGAUAGAGGUGAUGGUAGAUAUGAUGACAAUCAUGCUACAUCUGGGUCUGAUAUAUUAUGCCUUCAGUCAGAUGGACAUGAAGAAGAAAAGCUUUUAAAGGUGGAGAAUGAGGGUGAUAAUCUAGUUAACACUGAAAUGGAGGUAUCGAAUUUCAAUGAGGAUUUAAACUAUGCUAAAGAAGAGACAGAGUUAUCUAGGUCUGAUUUAUGCCUUGAGUCAGAUGGACAUGCAGAAGAAACGCUUUUUAAGGAGGAGAAUGAGGUUGAUAUUCUGGGUAACACUGAAAAGGUUACUGAGGUAUCAAAUAUCAAUGAGGCAAAGUUAUCAAUGGAAUUAAACUAUGCUAAAGAAAAGCUUGAAAGGGUUGAUGAACAAAUCUUAGAUGCUGUUAGAACGCUUGGCUACGCUGAAAAAGAAAUUGUCCAGGUUGAUGAGCUCUCGAGAGAAAUUCAAGUGAUAGAACAUGAUAUUCAUGUCAAACGUCAACAGGUUACUGAGGUAUCAAAUAUCAAUGAGGCAAAGUUAUCAAUGGAAUUAAACUAUGCUAAAGAAAAGCUUGAAAGGGUUGAUGAACAAAUCUUAGAUGCUGUUAGAACGCUUGGCUACGCUGAAAAAGAAAUUGUCCAGGUUGAUGAGCUCUCGAGAGAAAUUCAAGUGAUAGAACAUGAUAUUCAUGUCAAACGUCAACAGUUUAAAUCCUCAAACCUUGAGCUUCAUGAAGCACAUAAUAGAAGAGCUCUAACUGAUAAAAAGUUAUCUGCACUCAAAUAUUCAUUAUCAAACUUUAUGAAGCACGGGUCAUUUUCUUAUUUUGAGCAACGGGAAGCAAAGGCAAGAGCAACGUUGAACGACUUGGCAUCCCAUCUUGACCGAAAGAAAGGGGAGUUGGCUGCUCUUCAAGCUACCAAACAGUUGCUGGAAAGUGAUAUAAAGAAGAACCGAGAAUCUGAAGCGGAGUUAACCAAGAAUAUUGCAUGCAUCAAAUCCAAAUUGGAGGAAGAGAAUCGCAAGCGUGAAGAUGGAAAGGUUCUCUUUGCUAUUGAUAACACACAUAACACAGAUUCCUCAGUGAAAAGUUGGCAAUUUAGCGGUAGAGCGUUUGAUUUACUCAAGUUAGAAGAAGAAAAAACUAAGCUGCAAGCAGAGAUGAAACUUUCUCAAGAAAAAUUCGGGGUUGUUAGAAAAGAACUGGGAAAUCUGAACAAGAAAGUAGCAAAUGUAGAAAGUCAGAUUCAAGCAGUUGGACUGGAAGUACAACAAAGUUUGAGAACCACAGAGGAAAAGGAACGUUCACUUCAACGUGUGACGAAUGAAAAAGAAAUGUUAUUGGAGUUCAGAGAUAACGGAAUGUUGGAAAUGGAGCACUUGAUCAUUGAUCUCCAUCAAUACGUGUUUGAAUAUGAUCUAAAGGAGGCUGAAACAAAGAUUCUAGGGGAAGAAUUGCAAUUCGAUUUUCUAAGAGCCGAAGAGUUGCAGACAAACAUGAUCGUAGCUGCAAACAGCAAUUUCUUAUCUUCCAUGUCUUGUGUAGGCACGUUUGAGAAGGUAGAGGAGCAAAUGAAAAAUCUAAGGACAUCUAUUCAGGAGACAAAAUUAUUGUUGGAAGGCAUUUCCCGUGCCACCUAAACUAUUUCUCUCUGUAACUUUUUCACUAUUUCUCACUCCACUUCUUAGUUAAAGCAUGUUGUUUGUAACAUUCAUUAUGGAUAUGCUUGAAAACAAACUGACCCCCUUUUUUCUAACUUGUGGCUUUUCUCCAA
Lathyrus oleraceus (garden pea) is the source of this 4852-nucleotide messenger RNA. RefSeq names its product kinesin-like protein KIN-12E. The coding region runs from base 237 to 4718 and encodes 1493 amino acids. Gene Ontology annotation, biological process: microtubule-based movement. The transcript has 22 exons. The record is from RefSeq and is a predicted model, not a curated record. Gene Ontology annotation, molecular function: microtubule motor activity; ATP binding; microtubule binding. Lineage: Eukaryota; Viridiplantae; Streptophyta; Magnoliopsida; Fabales; Fabaceae.